CUCAGCUGUCAUUGCUGUCAGCUGAUUACUUAGAAAAAUUCGUCAUGUUUUUAUUUAUUGAGUGAAUCAUUUGUUUAAAUUAUUGUUCUUGGGCCUUGGCUCUCCAAUUUGCAAAAUAAAAUAUCUGUACUGCAAUAAAGAAAAAAUAUAGUAAAAUGUUUUCUAGCAGCCCGAAUUAUACAAAACUGAAGACUAACUUGAGAUUGGCCAUCACCCGGCUCAAAUUGCUGGAAAAAAAGAAAUCCGAACUAACGGAGAAAUCCAGACGAGAAAUUGCUGAUUAUAUUUCAGCCGGAAAAUAUGAACGGGCCAAAAUAAGAGUGGAAUUUAUUAUUAGGGAAGAUUAUUUGGUAGAAGCACUGGAAAUAGUAGAAAUGUAUUGCGACUUACUAUUGGCAAGAUUUGGUCUGAUUCAGAACAUGAAAGAACUUGAUGAGGGCAUAGCUGAAGCUGUGUCCAGUUUAAUUUGGGUAGCUCCAAGAUUGCAAUCAGAUAUACAGGAAAUCAAAGUUAUAGCAGACCUUCUCACUGCCAAAUAUGGCCAACCCUAUGCAGAGGCUUGCCGUAUUGAGUCAAUAGACACUUUAAGUACAAAGCUAAAGCACAAACUGUCCAUACAGAGUCCACCCAAAAUAUUAGUCGAAAAAUAUGUUAUUGAAAUUGCAAAUUCUUUCAAUAUUGAUUAUGAACCAGAUCCACAGAUUAUGGCAACAGAAAAAGGCCAUGACGCAAUGCUUAUCGAUUUAUCCGACAACAACAAAAAUAAUUUAGGAGGUGGAGGUGCUGGAGGAGGCAUGCCACAACCUCCAGGAUUUUUAGGGUAUCCACAGCCGCCCCUUCCACCAGUCUUGGAUCCACCCGCGUUUUCAUACCCACAUUAUCCAAAACUUGAGAAAGAUGGCAGCGGACCGUCGGCACCGCCACCAUUCAACUAUAAUAUUCCUCCUGAAAAUGAAGACAAGAAAUCAAACACUGAUUAUAUGGAUAGUUUGCCUACUUAUAGCAUGGUGUUUCCUGGUGUUGAUAAGGGUGGAUCUGGUUCUGGUGAUAUUAUACUGCAUGAUAAUAUUGAUGAGAACACCGACGAUAAACCUAAACCGCUACCCCGAACAAAAAUGAACAACGAUUUUGAUGUAAUGAAUUUGCCUUCGGUGCCAAAUGUCCACCUUCCUGGACCGAGUGAUGCUAGCAAAGACGAUGAAAUCGAUUUCGAUGACCUCACAAGGAGAUUUAACGAGCUUAAAAAGAAAUAUUAGCCAAAACUAUUAUUAUGUAAAUUUAAAGGCCUUAAUAAUAUAAUAUAAUUAGCAAAAAUGUUAGCUGGUACUUUUUCAGAAAUUAAAAAGCGUACUUUAGAAAAUUAUAAUUUUAUAUUUUAAUAUUUUGUGUUUAAUAUUAUAUUAAGAAUUACCUAUGUAUUUAGCUUUUGUGACAAUAAAAAGGUGAUUUUCUUGUUUUUUGUUCAAAUA
This is a messenger RNA of Ceutorhynchus assimilis (cabbage seed weevil), 1469 nucleotides long. Lineage: Eukaryota; Metazoa; Arthropoda; Insecta; Coleoptera; Curculionidae. The record is from the annotation of a GenBank genome assembly.